Messenger RNA from Pieris macdunnoughi, 387 nucleotides. NCBI's taxonomy places the organism in Eukaryota, Metazoa, Arthropoda, Insecta, Lepidoptera, Pieridae. The record is from the annotation of a GenBank genome assembly.
AUGUUAGUAGAGUGGAAAAGCGAUCUGGCGGGCGUGAGUGCCGGAAUAAACUAUCGAAGCCCUCAGACCUCUGCUUCAACAUUGGGUAAGGAGGCGCUGGGGCCAUCUCAGCUACCGACGUGUGCAGAUGCUGUCCGGACACGGAUGCUUCGGUUAUCUCAGCACAAAGAAGUAGGGUGUGAGAGAGCGAGUAUUCAUUCCGUAUUUGCGGCCGUCAUUGCAGCUUCUCCACAGGAUGCGGCGCUGGCGGAUAACUGCACAGCUUCAGGAGGCACCACGAGCGUUUGUGAAUGCGAUACCCGCGGACGGGAGGGCGGGCGUUCACUUGCGCCGUCAGGAACAACAGGGCCGCCAACACGGCGAGCAGAAGACGCUGGAGUUGCAUAA